Rhincodon typus (whale shark) is the source of this 3049-nucleotide messenger RNA. RefSeq names its product sorting nexin 25 (gene snx25). Gene Ontology annotation, molecular function: phosphatidylinositol binding. Gene Ontology annotation, cellular component: intracellular membrane-bounded organelle; early endosome membrane. The transcript has 16 exons. Lineage: Eukaryota; Metazoa; Chordata; Chondrichthyes; Orectolobiformes; Rhincodontidae. The coding region runs from base 521 to 2779 and encodes 752 amino acids. The record is from RefSeq and is a predicted model, not a curated record.
GGGGGCUGUUUGUUGUGGGGGGGGGGAAGAGAGACCCAGAGACACACGUACACAGACAGUCUGCCAGCUGAUGGGUGUAGUAAAGGGGCAAAACAAACGCCUCAGCGGAGUCGCUUCGCCCCUGGACGUUUAGAGGGAGUGAAUCUUUAAUAUUUUUUUUGGGAGGAAUAACCAGCUACUCCUGGAGGUUUGAACACCCGCAAGAAGAAUAUUUCACAUACUUUGGGGGAAAAAGAAACACCCCCUCACGAGUGAUUUGACAAGCAAAGGCGGCAGGAGAGGUUUUCAUUCACUGGAGACGAGACAGAUGAUAAAUUUGUGAAAUUUACCCUUUGAACAACCCAAAUGUGAACCAGAGAGAGAGAGAGAGAGACACACACACGGGGAAAAUGUAGGAUCUGCAACAGCGAAUAACAGAGGGUGUCGGUUCCCGAGUCUCACAAAGUGCCUUCUACAUGUUUGCAAGUGUUAUGGACGUGAGUGUGUUCAAAAGGAGGAGAGGGUCGAGUUGGGAGAUGCGAUGGUCACUAUGUGUCCUGAUGGCAGCCGCGGUUACUACUUGCUCCUGGCCGGACUCUGCCUCUUCGCCGCCUCUUGCUUCCACUCCGAGGACGAUUCUCCCUCCCUUCUGGCCUGGCUUUUCUGCAGGCUCCUCUUCUAUUCGGCCCUGAGCCUGGGCAGCCUGCUGCUGGGUAGCCUCUUGGUCCUGGCCAAGCAAAGCCGCCUCAAGCCACUCUGCUUCCCCAGAGAGAUGGACAAGUCGCCCGGGGCUCCCCAGCUUCUGCGACAGCUCACGGGUCGUCUGUCGGGCAGUUCAUCUGAAUCUGUGCACACACGAAGAGUGGUCCUUUCACACAACAUGGAUAAAGCUUUGAAAGAAGUUUUUGACUACAGCUACAGGGAUUACAUCCUUUCCUGGUAUGUGAAGAUCAGCAAAGAUGAAGGACAUCUGUACCAUAUGCUCUCUGAAGAUUUCUGGGAAAUGACAAAGCAAUUGCGCAUUCGACUCAGUAACAUUGACAUAGUUAAAUUAGUUUGUAAUGAUGUAGUCCGGACUGUACUCACUCACUUCUGUGACCUCAAGGCAGCGAAUACAAGACAAGAGGACCAGCAGCCGAAACCCUUUCCCCUCCAUCCGUGCUUGAAGAGCUUUGAGGAUGAGGACCAAUUCCUACGCAUGUGCUCCAGGGUGCUGGUGAUUCUUCUCUUAAAUACAAAAGAUGUCACUUCUCAUAGCCUAAAGAUUGUUCUUGCAGAAAUAUUAGCCAUGAAAGUCCUAAAACCAAUGGUGGAAUUGCUGAGUGAUCCAGACUACAUUAAUCGAAUGCUGCUAACCCAGAUGGAACAUAGGGAACAAGUGAAUGAGCGUCACAAGAAAGCCUACACUUAUGCCCCUUCAUAUGAGGAGUUCAUCAAGCUUAUCAACAGCAGCUGUGAUGUGGAGUUCUUAAAGCAGCUGAGGUAUCAAAUUGUUGUUGAAAUAAUUCAGGCAACUACAAUCAGCAGCUUACCUCAGAUGAAGAAACCAAAAGAUAGCAAAGGAAAAGAAUCAGCUGCCAUGAAAGCAGAUCUCCUCCGAGCCCGCAACAUGAAGAGGUACAUCAAUCAGCUCACAGUUGCUAAGAAACAGUGUGAGAAGCGAAUAAAACUUCUUGGGGGUCCAUUGUAUGGUCAGCAGGAAGAUGGUGAUGAGACCGAUACUCCUACAAAUCAAAAGAUUCUUCAGUUUGAAGAAAUCUUGUCAAAUCCAUCCUACAGGGAACAUUUCCGAGUAUACAUGGAAAGGAUGGACAAGAGGGCUCUCGUUAGCUUCUGGGAGUCUGUUGAAUACUUGAAAAAUGCAAACAAGACUGAAAUACCUCAACUCGUUGGUGAAAUCUACCAGAAUUACUUUGUGGAAAGCCGAGAAAUUCCAGUGGAGAAGGCACUUUAUAAAGAAAUCCAGCAAAGCCUUGUGGGUAACAAAGGAACUGAUGUCUUCACCAAAAUUCAGAGUGAUGUUUAUGAGACUCUUAAAGAGCGGUAUUACCCAUCAUUCCUUGUAAGUGACUUAUAUGAAAGACUUGCUAGAAGAGAAGAGGAAAAGAGCACUUUACAAUCCAGUACUGACAACCGUGAUGAUGUGAACCAGGUUUGUGAGAGCAGUGAGGAAGUCUUGGAUGAAGGCAGUAAUGGCAUUAAUGAGCAGGCUAGUUAUGCUGUCAACAAACUGCGACAGUUAAAUGAGAAACUGGAAUACAAGAGACAAGCUUUGGGCUCCAUCCAGAAUUCACCGAAACCUGACAGAAAGCCAGCCAAUCUUCUGUCCGUGCCAGUGUACAAUCCCUUACAUGUGUUUAAGUGGGUCAGGAAGACACUUAUUGCUCUAGUACAAGUUACUUUUGGAAGGACAAUCAACAAGCAAAUUCGCGACACAAUCAACUGGAUGGUCAGUGAACAGAUGUUAGUUUGCUACAUCAAUCUCUUUCGAGAUGCGUUCUGGCCAAAUGGUAAAUUAGCACCUCCUACAGCUGCCAGAACACAGCAACAGCGAUUGGAGACAAAGCACAAAGCCCAGCAGAAACUGCUCGAUAACAUUCCAGAUGCACUGCAGAAUCUUGUCGGACAGCAGAACGCACGACAUGGAAUUAUUAAAGUUUUCAAUGCACUUCAGGAAUCCAGUGCCAACAAGCAUCUCCUCUACAUGCUGCUGGAGCUGCUGCUGAUUGAGUUGUGUCCAGAACUGCGAAUUCAUUUGGAAGAACUUAAACUCUGCCCGAGCCUAACCAGCACCUCAUGAAUAUCUGUGAAGUAAAAGUCAUAAUGGACCUUUCUUUUUUUUAAAAAAAAAAGCACUAUCUACAGAAGGACGUAUAGGCCGGGAUUUAUUGAUGUUUGUUGUUUCACCUCACAUGUGACAGAUGUAGCACUAAGUGAAAUGAUUUUAUGCUGAAGCAUAAAGCUACUUACUUUUUCCUUUCAUGCUGAUAUCCAGUAGUUUGUUUCCUUAAGAAGUUCCGAUGCCAGUAAUUAAUGUUGUGAGAAAUGGAAUAAAUAUUUUAUAAGACAA